This is a messenger RNA of Girardinichthys multiradiatus, 850 nucleotides long. Its product is annotated as TRAF-interacting protein with FHA domain-containing protein A-like. The coding region runs from base 25 to 609 and encodes 194 amino acids. NCBI's taxonomy places the organism in Eukaryota, Metazoa, Chordata, Actinopteri, Cyprinodontiformes, Goodeidae. The transcript is spliced from 2 exons. Gene Ontology annotation, biological process: canonical NF-kappaB signal transduction. Gene Ontology annotation, molecular function: protein binding. The record is from RefSeq and is a predicted model, not a curated record.
CUAAAUAAAGCUUUCAGAACCUUCAUGAUGAGCAUGCCAGAGACACUGGAGACAGAGGAGGACCUUCUCACCUUUCUCCACAUUAAGUUUUACCACCCGCAGCAGGCUUGUAAGGGUCUCUAUAAUUUGCUCCCCCUGGGGACCAGGACCAGACACUGUGCUGAUGAUCUUCUCAGGCUGGGCCGUGAUACCCAGGCCUGCACCUACUCUCUGGCUGACCCCCGGGUGUCCCGCAAACAGCUGGCCAUAAACGCCUACCGUACCCCCCACAGCACGAAUUUGCUGUUUUCCAUCCAGAAUCUGAGCCAGAGGGGGCGACUGUCAGUGAACGGCUCCUCACUAAACUACCUGGAGAGGAUGGACCUUCCAGACAAGGCUCUGAUCCGGUUCGGAGAGUAUGAGAUGCUCAUCAUUCGAGAGUCCGGAGAGGCCAAGGCCAGUUUUGAGGUGGACCUAGAGGUGCUGCCAGUGCCUCCGUCCAGAGAGACAUGCACCGUUAUGCCUGGAAGGGCUUCUGUCAUGGACACGGGCCUGAUGUAUCAAUCUACAGCUGGGCUCAGAGAACUUGGACCUCAGGAGACUGAUGAGACACUCAUCUGUUAUUCAUGAUGAAAAUGACUAUAAACGUGCAAAGUGAAAUUUAAGAUAAACUGAUACUGACUUGUCAAUGUGAUCUAUUUGGAUUGAGUUCCACUUUUUCUCAUAUUAUAUUGCAAUGUGUGUCAUGGCUCCUUUUAUGAAGAUGUGAAUAUUGUAGCAGUUUGAAGUUGUCUUUAAGGUUAAACCAUAAGUAUUGUACACCUACAUCUUUCCUGUGGUCGUUCUUAAAAUUGUGUAAAUUACAAGAUCA